Molecule: messenger RNA, 2565 nt
Organism: Trypanosoma grayi
Lineage: Eukaryota; Euglenozoa; Kinetoplastea; Trypanosomatida; Trypanosomatidae
Product: putative ATP-dependent DEAD/H RNA helicase
Exons: 1
Coding region: 1-2565 (854 amino acids)
Molecular function (GO): RNA helicase activity; nucleic acid binding; ATP binding
Source: RefSeq, a predicted model, not a curated record
AUGGAGCUGAUGAGGCACAAAGAGAAGCGGGGGUCGUCUACAAACAGUGGCCUCAGCGGUGAUGACGAUGUCAGACACGGCGGGGCUCAAGGCAGCAACGUGCGAGUUGACGAAAAUGUUGUUUUUGGUGAAGACUCUGACGAUGAUGAUAACCGCUUUGGCGGCGCAUCGUCCACGUCGAGUGAAGGCAACGCUGAUGGCGAUGCAGACAAAAAAGACGAUGACGACGACGGGAUUGCCGACAUUCGUGAGCGGCUGCUUGCCCACGUGCAGAGCACCAGCGCAGCAAGACGGCAGCCGGCGGAAACCGCAACUGGCAGUGUGUCUAACCCUGCCAGUGCGCUGCAGCAGCUGAAGGAGGAGCUGCUGAAGCCCGUCAUGUCAACGGCGUUGACUGUCGUGAGCGCCACAGAUGAGUCACACGACCUCAUGGCAGAGGUGGUGUCAGCAAAGUUGCCGCCGGCCCCCCCAGAGGACACGAAGCGGCUGCGCAAGCUGCAGUACGUUGACCACAGCACUGUGCAGUACUUGGACAUUCGAAAAGAGUUCUACGUUGCGCCACCCGACGUGAAGGGACUCAGCGCAGAGGAGUUGAAGCAGCUGGUGAAGGAGCUUGACGGCGCAAAGGUGCGUGGGCGUGAUCCGCCGCGUCCCAUGCGCAGUUGGAACGGUUCCGGGCUUCCGGACUCCGUCCUGGAUACCCUCGCACGCGAGGGGUACCAGCAGCCCUUUGCUGUGCAGUCACUCGGCUCUCCUGCGCUGAUGAGUGGUCGUGAUCUUCUAAUCACAGCGAAAACUGGCUCCGGUAAGACCCUGGCGUACCUACUUCCGCUCAUUCGUCACUGCAUUGGACAGGAACCCUGCGGGAAGGGUGAGGGACCCAUUGGCCUCAUUCUCGUCCCUACGCACGAGUUGGCGGCGCAGAUUGUGCAUGUCGCGGAGAAGUUGUGUGUGGCUGCUCAACUAAGGCUGGUGGCCUCGUACGGCUCAACACCGCUCGCAGACAACAUUCGGCAGUGCAAAGCCGGCUGUGAGGUGAUGGUGUGUACCCCUGGCCGACUCCUGGAUCUUCUUACCGUCAGCGGUGGGGCCGUUCUUUCCAUGCAGCGUGUUUCCUUUGUAGUAGUAGACGAGGCCGAUCGCAUGUUUGACAGCGGCUUCAUGGAGCAUGUGGAGGCAUUCCUCAAGAAUAUACGCCCUGACCGACAGCUAGCGUUAAUCAGCGCGACGCUGCCGAAGGAAUUGAAGAAAGUCAUCAUGCAUCACCUGCGGGAUCCAGUGGAGAUCACGGUGGGUGGCAAACCGACACCCGCUUCUAACGUGGAGCAACGCUUCUGUUUCUUUGAAGAAGAGGUCUACGAGGUGGAGGAGGCAAACCGUACAGAGGACAAGAAAUUCCUAAAGUUGUUGCAGAUACUCGGCGAUGAAGGCGGUAAUGGGGAGCACCUCGUCGUCAUCUUCACCCAGCGCAAGGAGGAGUGUGACGACCUUUUUGCACGUCUCUCUUCUUGUGGCUACCAAAAGCGCAUCGCCGUUCUUUACAGUGGCAUGGACCCACUCGACCGCGAGUUCGCUCUGGAGUACUUCACACCCGGCAAUCAGUUUAUUCUCAUCGCAACGGGUGUGGCAGAGCGUGGGCUGGACAUCCCGUACCUGGAGCUUGUCAUCAACUACACCCUCCCUGACCACUAUGAGGCGUAUGUGCACCGCAUCGGCCGUACGGGACGCGCUGGUAAGAAGGGCAAAGCCGUCAGCUUCUUCACCCGCGGAAGGGACGACGACAUUGCGGCGGAUCUCUGUGAGGGCCUCGAGCGGGCGCAGCAGCAAGUGCCGGAGGAAUUAUACGAGCGGGCAACAAAGGUACGUGAAAGGCGCAAGGAGGGUGCCGCGCGUCACAACGUGGGCUUCUACCGUGGCUAUAUGAAGGCAAAGAAACUGCGCUUCACGGACCGUGACCAGCAGCAACAGUUCAAGGCGGCUGCAAGGGCGGCUGGGCUCGAAGAAUAUCUCUCCGCCAGCUCGCACUCGGACUCUGACGACAGUGACAGUGAAGAUGACGGUGAUAUUGAGAUUGUGACGGUGCGGGAGGACGGUACCCGCAGCGGUGGCGAGGCAUCCACAGCGCUGACGCUGCACAAGGAGACCGGUGCUCUUACCAUCUCUACACAGCAGCAGCAACAGCAGGACCGCUUGGCGUUGGCGCUCGCGUACGCACGAAAGACGACGGAGGCUGCUGCGGAUCCUGCCGCGACGGGCGUCCGCUUUGAGGCGGAGUUCCUCAUCAAUGACCUGCCAGAGCAGGUUCGGCUGCGCAUGCAGAGUGCCGCGCUACUGCGCUCCGUUGCGGAGGAAACCGGCACGACGAUCAUCCGCAAGGGUGUGUUCUAUGACAGGAAGUUCAAGCACUCCCACCGCCUGCGCGAUGGAGUGCGGCCGCUCUACCUGCUGCUCAUUGGCAAGACUGCGGAGGCCGUGAGGGAGGCGGCGAAGAAGCUGAACGACGCCAAGGCGGAGGCGCAGAGUCGUCUGCAGAAAAAGGCUUCCACCCUCGGCGCCCAACUCUAA